Truncatella angustata is the source of this 3327-nucleotide messenger RNA. Its product is annotated as rRNA-processing arch domain-containing protein. Gene Ontology annotation, biological process: RNA catabolic process; maturation of 5.8S rRNA. Gene Ontology annotation, molecular function: RNA helicase activity; RNA binding; ATP binding. Gene Ontology annotation, cellular component: nucleus. The transcript is spliced from 2 exons. Lineage: Eukaryota; Fungi; Ascomycota; Sordariomycetes; Amphisphaeriales; Sporocadaceae. The record is from RefSeq and is a predicted model, not a curated record. The coding region runs from base 1 to 3327 and encodes 1108 amino acids.
AUGGAUGACGACCUUUUCGACGUGUUCGAGGACAGCUCGUCCAAGUCCAAGCACGAACCCCACCCCUCACCUGCUGCGAAGCCCAAGUCCAAGAAAGAGAAGAAGACCAAGAAGCGAAAGGCCGUCGAACCUGUCCAAGAUGGAACGGGGAACCAAGUCGACAACACCGAGACACAGUCCGCACCUGAACCCGACGUGGAUAUGGCCGACGCGGAGCCCAUCUCUCCCGACGGCCAAGACGAUGGUGAUGGCGGCGGUCACGACCACGCUGUAUCAGAAGGCCACCCAGACACCAAGCGCAGGAGGAAGGACGAGAAAGCUGCCCCCGUACUCACAGAUACUUUCGAGACAGCCGCAUCCAGAGAGCUCGCUGGCGCAGAGGGAUUUGCCAAGCCCGAGGAAGAGUCAUUGGUCUUGUCUCACAACAUCCAGCACCAGGUCGCUUUGCCUCCCGACCUAGACUACGAGUACGUCCCCCUCUCACAGCACAAGCCGCCGGCCGAGCCCGCACGAUCCUGGCCAUUCACCCUCGAUCCUUUCCAGCGCCUGUCCAUCUCCUCCAUCGAGAGGGACGAAAGUGUUCUGGUUUCCGCCCACACAAGUGCUGGUAAGACCGUCGUCGCCGAAUACGCCAUCGCCCAGUGCUUGAAGAAGAAUACCCGUGUCAUCUACACCAGUCCCAUCAAGGCGCUCAGUAACCAAAAGUACCGCGAGUUCAACGAGGCUUUCGGUGAUGUUGGUCUCAUGACUGGCGAUGUCACAAUCAACCCGACUGCUAGCUGUCUUGUCAUGACCACCGAGAUUCUGCGGUCCAUGUUGUACAGAGGCUCCGAGAUCAUGCGCGAGGUUGCUUGGGUCGUCUUCGACGAGAUUCACUACAUGAGAGAUAAGAUCAGAGGUGUCGUCUGGGAAGAGACCAUCAUCCUUCUCCCUGACAAGGUCCGCUACGUCUUCCUGUCUGCCACCAUUCCCAAUGCCUUCCAGUUUGCAGAGUGGAUCGCCAAGAUCCAUAGGCAGGCCUGUCACGUCGUCUACACCGACUUCCGUCCGACUCCCCUGCAGAACUAUUUCUUCCCCUCUGGUGGAAAUGGCAUUUUCCUUGUCGUCGACGAGAAGGGCGUCUUCCGUGAGAACAACUUCAACAAGACCAUGCAGAUGAUCGAGGACAGGAAGGCGGGUGAGGCAAACGACGUCAACGCCAAAAUGCAGGGCAAGGGUAGGAACAAGAAGACCUUCAAGGGCGGCAAGGACGAUGCCAACGCAGAUAUCCAGAAAAUCGUCAAGAUGGUCAUGUCCAAGGGCUUCAACCCCGUCAUCGUCUUCAACUUCAGCAAGCGAGAGUGCGAGAUGAUGGCCCUGUUCACUUCCAAGUUCAGCUUCAACGAUGACAGCGAGAAGGCCAUGACCCGCAAGGUCUUCACCAGUGCGAUAGAGUCUCUCUCUGUGGAGGACCGUGAGCUGCCUCAAAUCCAGAACAUCCUGCCUCUUUUGGAAAAGGGUAUUGGUGUCCAUCAUUCCGGACUCCUGCCAAUCUUGAAGGAAACCAUUGAGAUUCUCUUCCAGGAAGGGCUGAUCAAGGUUCUUUUUGCUACCGAGACUUUCUCCAUUGGGCUGAACAUGCCGGCAAAGACUGUUGUUUUCACGCAAGUCAAGAAGUUUGACGGUACGACACGCCGACCUCUCACAUCUUCAGAAUACAUUCAAAUGGCUGGAAGAGCAGGUCGUAGAGGUCUCGACGACCGCGGCAUUGUCAUCAUGAUGAUCGACGACAAACUUGAGCCGGACACGGCCAAGGAAAUUGUUGUUGGUCAACAAGAUCGGUUGAACUCUGCAUUCCACCUAGGCUACAACAUGGUCCUGAACUUGCUACGAAUCGAGGCCAUCUCGCCCGAGUUCAUGCUAGAGAACUGUUUCUUCCAGUUUCAGAACACCGCCAGUGUAGCUGGCCUCGAACAGGAGCUCAUGAAGCUUCAGAAGGAGAAAGAAACUAUGGCUAUCCCGGAUGAAGCUACUAUUAAAGACUACCACGGUCUGCGCCAACAGAUUGAGGCAUACACCAAGGAUAUGGUUUAUGUAAUCCAACAUCCUACCCACUGUAUUGACUUUCUGCAGCCUGGCAGACUCAUCCAGGUUCAGAACCCUAAGACCGGGCAAGAUUUUGGUUGGGGUGUUGUCGCUAACUUCACCGAGCGAAGGCAACCUAAGUUUGGAGAGAAUAGAUACGAGCCUCAAGAAUCAUAUUUCGUUGAUGUGUUCCUCCAUCUUGACCCCAGCAGUGAGGACUUUACGCCUCUGACUCAUCCAUCCGCUGAGAUGCCCAGUGGUAUUGUUCCUCGCAACGGCACUCCUAACUCAAGAUUUGAGGUGGUGCCGUGCCUGUUCACCUGCAUCAAGGCGAUCAGCCAAAUCAGAGUCUUCAUGCCCAAAGACAUCAAGUCUCUCGAGGACAUCGAAGAGGUCCGCAAGAGUGUCCUCAAGGCCCUGACAGAGGUUGUUAGGCGUUUCCCUGACGGAGUACCUAUUUUGGACCCGAUCGAGAACAUGGGCAUCAAUGAUGAUUCUUUCAAGAAGCUCCUCCGCAAGAUCGAGGUCCUUGAGUCGCGUCUGUUGGCCAACCCCCUGCACGGUUCACCUCUGCUCCCUCCGUUGUGGGAGCAAUAUUCUGCAAAGUUAGCCCUCCAAGACAAGAUCAAGAGCCUUAAGAAAGAAAUCGGAAAGGCACACAGCAUCGCUCAACUCGAUGAGCUGAAAUCGAGGAAGCGAGUCUUGCGUCGUCUUGGCUUCAUCAAUGAUGCCGAGGUCGUUGAGAUGAAGGCUCGUGUAGCAUGCGAGAUCUCGUCGACGGAGGGGCACGAGCUGCUUUUAUCAGAGUUGCUGUUCAAUCGAUUCUUCAACGAGUUGACUCCCGAGGUUAUUGCCGCUGUUCUCAGUGUGUUCAUAUUCGAUGAAAAGGUCGAGGCGGCCACAUUGAAAGACGAGCUGCAGAAGCCGUACGCUCAAGUCCAGCAACAGGCAAAGAUCAUUGCCAAGGUCAGCCAGGAGAGUAAGCUUGACGUCAAUGAGGAGGAGUACGCUCAAUCAUUGAAGUGGCAGCUCAUGGAGACUGUGUACACCUGGGCUCAAGGCAAGCCUUUCGCAGAAGUUUGCAAAAUGACAGACGCUUACGAAGGAUCGCUUAUUCGGCUAUUCCGUCGCCUCGAAGAACUGAUGCGCCAAAUGGCAGAGGCCGCCAAGGUCAUGGGUAGCGAUGAACUGUCAGGAAAGUUUAAGGCCAGUCUCGAUUUGGUCAAACGCGAUAUUGUCUCCGCUCAGAGUUUGUACCUAUAA